Molecule: messenger RNA, 927 nt
Organism: Suillus discolor
Lineage: Eukaryota; Fungi; Basidiomycota; Agaricomycetes; Boletales; Suillaceae
Exons: 5
Coding region: 1-927 (308 amino acids)
Source: RefSeq, a predicted model, not a curated record
AUGCAUACGAAACGCUUCGAGCCAUACCAUCGACCUUCAAAACAUAUCAGGGCAUCGGAAAACUCAUCCACAGCACCUCUAGCGAAGACAAUGGCUGUAUAUUUUGACGAGUCUGAGGCCCCACAUCUUUCGAUUGUGGGAAAUGAUGUCUGGAUGGGAUCCGCAAUGUGUAUUGAUUCGCCUAACAAUCAUUCAACUGCCGGGAUGUCAGAAUGCCAGUGUGCGCUAAACAUGAACGUUGGCACUGCAGAUGAGGUUCCAACCCUCGCUGUCAUGCUACCAGCAGACAUCUCGAUGAUCGGUGUCACCGAUGACGUCACCAAAAAUCGGGCCACAAAGGACCAGUCAUCAAGUAAAAGAAAAGUUACUCAGCACUUGCACAAGACAGUACAGAACUGUAUCAAGUGUCACUGUAAGAUAGGGCAUCCCACUACUGAUUACUUGCGCAUGUGCAUUGAUACGGCGCUCCAAGCUGCGUUGGAGAGUGUAGAUAUCGAAGAUAUUAUGCUCGGUUGUGAUUUGAAAGCUGCUAAUCUCAUGAAAAAAAAUGCCGAAGGGAAACAAGAUAGCCUUAUAACCACGGAUCAUGCACCUGCUGUAACGCACAUCUUCAAUAGUGUGAAAUGCAGAUUGCUGUGCCUCGGAACAGCAUCAAACCCGACAUCUGAGGCUUCAGGGAUGAUGUACCGGGCAGGACCUCCUGGCAGCAUGCGGGUCUCGAUAAUACAAAAUGUUGAGCCGCACAAACAUGGAAUUUUCAAACAGAUAGUCUAUUCCAAAUGCAAAGAAGAACAAGCUAAGUCUGUCCCUCAUCCCUGGGCUAUCCUGGAGGAAGGGACGUGUGUUGUCAAUCUCCAUACUUCACCGCUGCCAAUUAUGAACCAUGGAACAGUUGCCAUCGCUGUUGUGCAACACUGCUCAGAAUAA